UUUAUUCAGAUGCAAACUCAGGGUAUUCAGACAUCUCUCCUACCAAUGGUUGCUGGCAUUGUACCUGAGGCUACAAUUGGCACCGCGGAUUUGCCACCAGAAUGGGCACCAAACCAGUUCUCUUUCCCACCUUCUUAUCCUGGAAAUCUAAUAAAAGAAGCAGUUGGAACCUAUUCAAACUCAACAAGCAUGUCUUCAGUAGGGACACAACAACAAAUUUCACCAGAUGAUUUACAAAAGCCAUAUGAACACCCUCCAAUGACCAGGCAAGAUCGAAUCCUACGUUAUUUUGAGAAAAAGAAAGCAAGGAAGUAUCAAAAGAAAGUAAUAUAUUCAUCGAGGAAGACGUACGCGCAGACUCGGCCUCGAAUACGGGGCAGGUUUGCAAGGAGUUCUCAAACGGAUGCUAGUGACAAAACAGCUGUUUGAAGUGGUCAUGAUAAGAAAAGCACAAGCUUUAGGAUAGAAUAUUGCUAAAGGGAUGUUUUAAAGUUAUGUAGAUUGAUAGUGUUGGUACCUUGAUAAAGUUCCACUAUGAAACCAAAAUUGUAAUGGACUGGAUUUGAU
This is a messenger RNA of Helianthus annuus (common sunflower), 567 nucleotides long. RefSeq names its product zinc finger protein HD1-like. Gene Ontology annotation, cellular component: nucleus. Gene Ontology annotation, biological process: regulation of flower development. The coding region runs from base 10 to 429 and encodes 139 amino acids. The record is from RefSeq and is a predicted model, not a curated record. NCBI's taxonomy places the organism in Eukaryota, Viridiplantae, Streptophyta, Magnoliopsida, Asterales, Asteraceae. Gene Ontology annotation, molecular function: protein binding. The transcript is spliced from 2 exons.